This is a messenger RNA of Pecten maximus, 1256 nucleotides long. RefSeq names its product protein phosphatase 1 regulatory subunit 27-like. Bases 41 to 340 code for a protein of 99 amino acids. Gene Ontology annotation, cellular component: cytoplasm. The transcript has 2 exons. Gene Ontology annotation, molecular function: enzyme inhibitor activity; protein binding; phosphatase regulator activity. The record is from RefSeq and is a predicted model, not a curated record. NCBI's taxonomy places the organism in Eukaryota, Metazoa, Mollusca, Bivalvia, Pectinida, Pectinidae.
UUUGACUCCCUUACACCAAGCAGUAUUGGACGGAAAUAUAAUGGCAGUUCGUCUCCUCAUAGAACAUGGUGCCAACGUCAACAAACAAGACGAAGACAGCUGGGCACCCUUACACGCCGCAUGCGCAGAAGGGCACGCCGAUAUUGCCAAGUUACUUCUCCAGCACGGGGCUAAGAAAGACUUGUUGACUGAGGACGGAGAGCGCCCUCUGGAUCUAGUAGAACCCACAGACUUCCCAACCAUUAAAGUUAUGUUGGGGCAGAGUAAAGGCAAUGCCUCUCCCCCACCCCCGGACUUAGGAUCAGACGAAAGUGACGAAGAAUCCGAUGAUGACAAGUAGUGUUAAUACUGUGGUGUAUGGAAUAAUUCUGUUGAAGGAUAAUAAAAACAUCUGGUUCCGCAAGCCUAAUAAAUCCCGCAAAAGUUCACAAAUCUAAUGGGAUCGUGCGAACAAAAACAAAUGGCAUGUAUAAGUUGCCUGCGGAAAAUUGAUGUCUUAGCGCGACUAUUUGGAAGGAAAUAGACUUGUCAGGAUAAAAGUGGAACUUUCCGCCAUUAAUCAUUUGUCAACUCACUCAUACCUACGAGAAAAGUGUGUGAAGAUCCAAAGAAAAUAUUGUGUGUUUUUUUGUGCUGUACAUAAUUGCUCUUGUUCAUAACAGUCAGAAGAUCCCAGCAUCACAAAUCAGUCUGUACUCAGGGUCAAACAUCCAGUGCAAAAAAAGGACAACGUCAAGAUGACUCUACAUGUAGGCAGCGAGAUUUUAUUCUUCGUCAUCAACGUGUGACGAAAUAUCAGCGAGGCCAAUAGAAUGACAGUCCAAUGAUUUAAUGUUAUAAACAUCAUUCAAAAGUAAGGGAACUAUUUUGUUACCAUGGUUUAAAGACUAACCCUUUCUAUGAUUCAUAACAUUUGGCUUCCUCAGACUAGUUCCCUCCCUUAGUUCUCUACUCUCCGCCAGGGCUGCGUACGCAAGGGAGGUAACUGAGGAGGCAACCAGUCUAUAGCUAGCGCAAUGAACCAUGGGAAAUAUUUCAACAGCAGCUUUUUUAAGGCAACACGGGAGGGGUCAACUGGAUACGUAUUUAUCAAAUGUCACUUGCAGCAGUUGACACCAUUUUGUCACCAAUUCACAUUUCUACAAAACGACAGAGACAUCGGACGUCCUCCCCUCACCUGAUGUUGUACGUACGUACGUGUGCCAUCCAAUACACAAAGUGUUUGUACACAUGUUUAUAAAUUUAAGUGUUAUCAA